Helobdella robusta is the source of this 1559-nucleotide messenger RNA. RefSeq lists its product as hypothetical. Gene Ontology annotation, cellular component: ribosome. The transcript is spliced from 11 exons. Gene Ontology annotation, biological process: translation. Lineage: Eukaryota; Metazoa; Annelida; Clitellata; Rhynchobdellida; Glossiphoniidae. Gene Ontology annotation, molecular function: structural constituent of ribosome. The coding region runs from base 69 to 1037 and encodes 322 amino acids. The record is from RefSeq and is a predicted model, not a curated record.
GUGACAUGCUUUUUUAAUUUUAUUUUUCAGUUAAUUUAGGUAAAAAUAGUUUUAAAAACAUAUUAAUUAUGAUAAAAUCUUUAUUUUGUUUAAAAAAUCUGCCUAACGGAAAGAUGGUCAACAUUUUCUCAAAAUGUCCCCACUUGAAGACACUCCCAUUAUUAGUGCAAAAAUAUAGUAGUAGUAAUAGUUCAACUGCUGCUGCUCAUGUGCAAGAUGUUGGUUCGGUGCAGAAUGAAAAUAGUAGAUCAGUGUCAGUGAAAUCUUCUAUUGAACCCCCUGAACCAGUGAUGCGACUUAUAACCAAACAUCCAGUUACAUCUCCACCCAGACAAGCCUGGCUGGAAACUCUAUCCACUAAGGAUGGUAAAAAAUUAGGACUCAUAGACUUGCAUUCUGAUAUUUUUGGGGUUUUUCCAAGGGUUGAUGUCCUUUGGCAGAAUGUCAUUUGGCAACAAACUUACAGAAAAAUAGACUACAGGAUAGCCAAGAACAGGGCUGAGAUGAGAGGUGGGGGCCACAAGCCCUGGCCACAGAAGGGAACGGGUAGAGCCAGGCAUGGCAGCAUCAGGUCGCCUAUUUUUAUUGGAGGCGGAAAGGUUCAUGGACCCAGGGGUCCAACGUCUUAUUUCUACAUGCUACCUCACUGCAUUAGACUGCUGGGUCUCAAAGUGGCUUUGUCAGUUAAAUAUGCACAAGGCGAUUUGCAUGUUGUUGAUUCGUUAGAGUUGCCCUCACCAGAACCAGAGUACCUGGAGGAAGUAAUUGAAGCAAAGGGUUGGGGUCUAUCUGUUCUAUUUAUAGACAACAAAGAUAUAAUACCGAAGAAUAUCGCCAUAGCAACUUCAAAGAUUGACUCAUACAAUGUCAUGCCCAGCUAUGGUCUGAACGUGUAUAGCCUGCUGAAGCACGAGACAGUCGUCUUCACGCUGGACAGCUUGCUAGAUGUCGAGGGUAAACUACUGCAGCUCACUAAUAGUGAGGAUUUCAGGGAGAAAAAGUUUGAAAGGGUGCGUGGCUCUGUAAAAUGGCAGUGAGAGAAAGAGAGAGAGAGAGAGAGAGAGAGAGAGAGGGAACGAAAGAGUGAAAUUAAAAGGAAAGAAAAAAUGUUAAUGUAAGAAUGUGAUGUAAAAAGAAGUAAAGAAUAGUUUGAUGAGAGAGAGAGAGAGAGAGAAAGGAUGAAGAAAGAUGUAAACGUAAGAUUUUUUGUAAAAAGAAAUGAAGAAAAGGUUGAUGAGAGAAAGAGAGAGAGAGAGAGUACAAUACCGGUGGGGUUGAUGAUGAUAACGAUGAUGAAUCAAAUGAUAAACCGUUGUUCUUGUUAUUAUUUAUUUUAUUCUUCUAAUUAUUAUUCGUCACGUUUACGUUAAAUGAAAUAAAUUUAAAAUAAUUUAUAAAAAAAUGUGUGUGGUUAUUUAAUCACGAUACAGGGAGUUAGUAAUAACGAUGCUAUAUUAUUAUUAUUAUUGUCGUUAUUAUUAUUUUUGUUAUUAUCAUUAUUAUUAUUAUGGUUAUAGGAUAUUUAUAGUAUAAUAACGUUGUUAAAGUUAUAAUUCUAA